Hippocampus zosterae (dwarf seahorse) is the source of this 1979-nucleotide messenger RNA. It is a transcript of the gene hhatlb, whose product is annotated as hedgehog acyltransferase like, b. The record is from RefSeq and is a predicted model, not a curated record. Lineage: Eukaryota; Metazoa; Chordata; Actinopteri; Syngnathiformes; Syngnathidae. Gene Ontology annotation, biological process: negative regulation of N-terminal protein palmitoylation. Gene Ontology annotation, cellular component: endoplasmic reticulum. The transcript has 12 exons. The coding region runs from base 182 to 1801 and encodes 539 amino acids. Gene Ontology annotation, molecular function: acyltransferase activity.
UUUUGUCAGCAACAGUAUACAAGUCCCUAGGCGUCUUUGCGAGCGCCGGCAGGGAGUCCGCGGGCACCUUUGGUCUCCCUUGAAUAUUUUGGAGCCUUUGGAAGAAUUGGCAAGUUUUGUUGACGCGACCUCCGCUCAGUUCAAGGUCCUGGUGGGCGCGCGCGAGCGUCAUUCCGUCGUCAUGGCGAUCAAAGCGGCGCUUCCCAAAUACGAGCUGUACUUCUACAACGCGGUGCUGGCCUCGGCCCUGUUGUGGUCCACCCGCCGGAUCUUUGAGGCGUCCGCGUCCAACGUCGACAGGAAAGCAUUCAAGUCCAGCGUGAAGCCAGGCUGGCACUACUUGGGCCGGAAAAUGGACACGGCGGACGAGGAAUGGGCCAUGUGGAUCUGGACCUUGCGGGCUCACAUCGCCUUCGCUCUGUGCGGCCACGUGCUGUUCGCCAAGCUCUGCUCCAUGCUGGCUCCUCAGCACCGGUCCCUGGCGUCCAUGGCGUACGGGCUGGCGGCGGUGUGGACCAGCAUGGGCUGGACCUACGUCACCCUGGUCCUGUCCCACUGCGUUCUGCUCUACAGCAUCUCUCUGGUCAAGAUCCGCCGGCUGUGCUUGCUCGCCGGCUUUUGCACGCUGGCCACGUUCAAGUGCGAGCCCUUCGUGUCCUGGCAGGCCGACUUGGUGGCGGGCGACUUUGAUCUGCGCCGCGUUCUCUUCUACGGCGGUUGCGGCUUCACCAUCAUGCGAUGCAUCAGCUUCGCCCUGGAGAACUGCGAGCGCCAGGACGGCAACUACAGCAUCCUGGAGCUGCUCAAGUACAACUUCUACCUGCCGUUCUUCUACUUUGGGCCCAUCAUGACCUUUGACAAGUUCUACGCGCAGGCCAAUAAGUCGGACCUGAGCAGGAAGGCGCGGGAGAUGUGGGACAUCAACGUGCAGGCCGUGACCCACCUGGCUCUCAUCCUGGCCGUGGACAUCCUUUUCCACUUCCUCUACGUCCUCACCAUUCCUGGCGACUUGAAGCUUCUCAGGCACCUCUCCGACUGGGCCUUGGUCGGCGUGGCCUAUUUCAAUCUGGUGUACGACUGGGCCAAAGCCGCCGUCAUGUUUGGCGUGAUCAACACCGUGUCCAGGCUGGACCACUUGGACCCGCCCAAGCCGCCCAAAUGCAUCACGGCGCUCUACGUUUUUGCCGAAACACACUUCGACCGAGGCAUCAACGACUGGUUGUGCAAGUACGUGUACGAUCGGCUGGGCGGCAAGCACGACGACGUGCUGGCGGAGCUGCUGGCCACGCUGUGCACCUACGCCGUCACCGUCCUGUGGUUGGGACCGAGCAAGCCGGUCCUGGUCUGGGCCUUCUUCAACUGCUUCGGCCUCAACUGCGAGCUGUGGGCCGCCAAGUUCUUCUCCAUGGAGCCCUUCGCGUCUUUCGAGCACGCGAUGUCCGGGGCAAUGUCGCGCCGGAUUCGAGCCGUCGUCUGCAUCUUCAAUUUCUGGAGUAUCGUGUUGUACAACACCCUGCUUCUCAACAGUUUGGACUUUGCCAAGUUGCUGGCCAAGCGCCUGCUGCUCAAAGGUUUCCCGAUAACCACGGCGGUCGUCAUGUUUGUGACCUACUGCCUGAUUCAAGUGAUUAAGGAGAGGGAAAGGAGACGGGCCCUCAUCGACGACCCCGAUCCGCUUCCUCCCGCCACGUCGGACGGAGCGCCGGUGGGAGCCUCGACCUCCCCUCCGGCAGACUCGGGGACCGCCGCGCCGGCCGUCGCCCAGCCAGUCGGCGAUGCCGGCAAGCAAAAAGCGGAGUAGAGGAUUCACGCUUGCGGUCGUGGUUUUCGUCAUAUCGUGAAUGACAUUUUCUGAAACGUCGGUCAUGGAAAUAAAUCGAGUACAAGAAGAUGAAAGUUUGUUUUUAAGCCCAAAAAGUCAGACUUCAAAUGAAUGUUGUAGUCAGAAGAUUAAAACAUGAAAGCUGGAGCGAUAAUAA